Molecule: messenger RNA, 459 nt
Organism: Pelodiscus sinensis (Chinese soft-shelled turtle)
Lineage: Eukaryota; Metazoa; Chordata; Testudines; Trionychidae
Source: RefSeq, a predicted model, not a curated record
AGACUCAAAGUUAGACCUGUACCUAUGAUUUUCAGUGUUGGACAGAUGGCUCCAGCAAAGAAAGGUGGAGAAAAGAAGAAGGGGAGAUCUGCUAUCAAUGAGGUGGUGACUAGGGAAUAUACCAUCAACAUUCACAAAAGGAUCCAUGGAGUGGGAUUCAAGAAACGCGCACCCCGUGCUCUCAAGGAAAUCCGUAAAUUUGCAAUGAAGGAGAUGGGCACUCCUGAUGUACGCAUUGACACCAGAUUGAACAAAGCAGUAUGGGCCAAAGGGAUAAGGAACGUUCCCUACCGUAUCCGUGUACGUUUAUCCAGAAAACGCAAUGAGGAUGAAGAUUCACCCAACAAACUGUAUACACUGGUUACCUAUGUACCAGUCACCACUUUCAAAAGUCUACAGACAGUCAAUGUGGAUGAAAAUUAAACUGAUUUUCAUUACAAUAAAGUUAUAAAAAUGACA